AGUGGGGGAAAUACCAGCAGCAACAACAAGGCCAUACAUUCAUGUGUUCCAUUGAAUAUUCACAUCUUUGUUUAGUUUAAACCCUUUCACACAUGCUGCAAACAUCUUUGUCUGCUUUCCCCACUGCCCGAGGAAGGAUAAAAAAGUCGUGUACUUCAAAAAAAUCUGAAGCUAGAGCAUCGAGAAUGGAAUUUAAGAAUAGAAAGUAGAGGCAGAAGAAAAUAAUGAAGAGAGGGGUGGAUCGGUGCGGUGUUUUUGAUUUUGUGUUUCGAUGUAGUUUAUUAGUCACAGUCAUCAGUGGUGGUUUUAUUACAGUACGUUGGAGUUGUUCCAACAUUCUUGGCACAUGUGAUGAGAACCCCCACAGACACUGGACUGAAUUAAGACACACAUGUAACACAGUAUGAGCGGCACUGGUUCUCUGACUGUUCUCCGGAACAUCAUACUGUACAAAGGGCUAAAUGACUUCAGGAGCCACAAACGUGUGCUCAGAGGAUCUAGGUCAAACUCUUCAGUCUCUGCAUAAAUCUGCUGACCAUUACAGUACAGUAGGAAUGACUAACACGCUGUGUGUCUCAGCACAACAAAAAGUUUAUUUGGUGAAUAUGACCAAAUCAGCUGCCCAUCACAGGACCACAGAUACAGCAGACACAAAUCUCUUUUCACACGUAUACAUUCACAAUUUACAUAAAUGUGUUUUUGGACUAUGACAUAAACUGGAGGACCAGGACAAAUCUAAAAGAUUAUUAUUUUUAUUUCUGUCUUUGGCGAUUCAGUGUCUAACAUGGCCUGUGUAUCAGUCAUUUGUAAUAACCUUAAAAAAUAAAGAUAUACAAUAGCUUAUAACACGAAAUUCCUAACUGAAAAAUCAACGCUAAAUGUCCCAAAAGUACAAAUUAAAUUAAUGUAAGCUGCCAUUAAACAUACACGGUGUUGAAUUUAGCGCCAUCUGAUGGUAGCAUAACAUGGCAGUAUCCAUAAACUCACCCUUCCUGCCCAGGCUGGAAAGAGAACUAAUGAUGGCCUUCAGUAAUGAUCUAAACACACAGUUAUCCAGUUCACUGAUGUGCAUAAUGUCAUGAGAGAGAAAAACACAAGGGUCCAACAAGGACACACUGUGGAUAAGAGACAAGAACCUGAUGUGAAUUAAAACCCUUUUUUAGUCUAGUUUUGACUGGAGACUUUUCAAAGGUUUAUAUUCCAUUCCUACAAAUAUAGUUUAUCAUGAAACAUUUGUACAGUAUCUCACUCCAUGACAUGGGGUUAAUGCCUGUCUGCAGUCACACAUGACUCAUGUCAGGACUCCCCUCUCCUCUGGGUCUCUGCUGUCGUCUGGAGUCACCGGUCACUGGUCAGAAACGUUACACAAAGCUGCGGUGACGCCACUAUUGGCUGUCUGGCAUAAGAGACAUGAAGCGGAAAUUGUAAGAAAAAAAAAACUCGUCUCCCUUUAUCUUCAGCGUUCUCUCCAUCCUGUCAGCCAGCGGGGUGGUUCAGUAUUUGUAGAGACAUCCCACAUCUCUGUGCGCACUGUGGCUCAUUACUGGAAAACAAAUGGGAUGAGACUUCCACAGAAGACCUCCACGGUGGUUUAUGAGGAGUUGCACGGGAUGAAAGACGAAAUGCUCUCCAAGAUCCACGGCGGAGCAGAGGAGAUGUCGGUGACGGCCGCCAGCCUGUUGGUGACCGCCGUGGCCAUGGAGAGUCCAAACUUUACGCACGGAUCCGUCUCUGUUAACGAAACCACUGCGCAGCAUUCGGAAGCGGCUGCUUUACAGACCGCGAUCUGUUUGCCCGUAUUCAUGUUUGCAGGAGGUGCCAUCGGUAAUUUAAUUGCAAUAAUCGUUCUUUCGGUGUCGAGACAAGAGAGAAAAUCGUCUGCCUUCUACACCCUGGUGUGCGGUCUGGCAGUCACGGACCUUCUGGGCACCUGUCUGGCCAGCCCACUCACCAUCGCCAACUAUCUGGACAUGCACGUGUUGAAGGACGAGCACGUCUGCGAGUUCCACACUUUUCUGCUGCUGUUUUUCGGUUUAACCGGGAUCAGUAUCAUUUUCGCCAUGGCAGCAGAGCGGUACCUGGCCAUCUGCUGUCCGUACACCUACCAGCGCUGGGGAGUGGACCGGCGCUUUGCUCAAAAGUUUCUGUUCUUCAUUUACAUGAGUCACAUCUUCUUCUGCUGCCUGCCCAUGAUGGGCAUGGCGAGGAGCGAGCUGCAGUCCUCCACCACCUGGUGUUUCAUCGACUGGAGGACCCAGGACCCGGUGUCGGUCACCUACUCCAUCCUGUACGGUGCCGUCAGCCUGCUGCUCAUCCUCGGCACCAUCGCCCUGAACCUGGGCGUGUGCGCGUCGCUGCUGCUGAUGAGGCAGAGGACGGUGCAGAGGCCUGUGACCAGAGUCAGUGUCCGGGAUAGGUGGAGGGCUCUGUCGUCGGCGGCAGAGACGCAGAUGAUCACGGUGCUGGUGUUGACCUCCGCCGUGGUUCUGGCCUGUUCAGCCCCGUUAGUGGUUCGUGUGUUUGCCAACAGCUUCAAGCUAAAAAAUGACCCUAAAGCUGACCUGGCAGCUAUCAGGAUAGCCUCCGUGAACCCCAUCCUCGACCCCUGGAUCUACAUUCUCCUGAGGAGGUCACUGUUUCGGCGGUUACUCAAUAUGUCCAGACGAGGCAGCCAAAAUCCCAGUAGUGUUCAGUCUUCUCCACAGAGGAAUAUGUUCUAUCCUGACAUCAUGAGGGACAGUCAUGUGAUCACGCAGCUCAUGUGCAGCGCAAACAUCAUCACUCAGAUUCCUACUACUGUCAAACUGGAUUCAUGUCACACAGAGUGUCUCCAGCAGACUUCACACACAGCGGACUGAGGACAUGUUUUACACUAAUGAGUUUUGGCUGCAAAUGCAGUGACACGGACUCACAGCUGUGUGUCACCAGUGAAGAGGUGAAAUCACGUUGAGGACACAGCGGGUCCUCGCAGAUGCUGCAGGAUACUGAGAAACUGAGGCUGAUACAGGAGUGAUGAGAAAACGGUCUACUGUCCGGAAAAGUCCGGAUAAUUUCUUGGAAGUUUUACCGUCUUUUGUCAUUUGUUCUGACCUGAAACAUACCUCGGUGAUAAACAGCUCUAUUCAAGGAGACUUUGGAGGAUUUGUGUCAAUGAUAUAUUCAGUAUUAAAACUUGCGUUGUGGUCAUGUUAACCAGAUAUUGUACCCCAGAUAAAACUACAAGGACAAUGAUUUAAGCUGCACAAAGAACUGACUCAAAGUUGCAGCCGAUCUGGGUUUCAGUGGAGUUGUCUUGUUUACAGAAGGACUGAGACUGGUUAUGUCGAAAGUCUUCCAAUAAAUGUGCAACUUAAUAAACAACUCGGAGUAAAUGAAUGAAUUAAAAUCCUAGAACUCAUGGAAGUCCAGUAUAGUCAAACCAUACAACAUUCAGAUCACCUAUUACACAGAAACACAGCAGUGUGAUUUACUUAGACAAUGUUUUAGUUGUUAACUGUUCUCUGCCUAUGAAGUGACCUCAGCUGAGGAUAAACGCAGAGGAACUCUACAGAAGACGCGUUCCUGUAUUUUACAUUUUAGCCACUAGGAGGCAGAUGGCACCUUAAAGAAGCUGCCAGCAAGUGCCCUAUACUGUGUUGACUACUGGACAUUCACAUUAUUUACAUUUUAAUUAUAUAUAGUAUUUGCAUGUACAGUAUACAUAAAUACAUAAAUACCCUCAGUAACCCGCAGGAGGCUCCAUGACCGCUUGGAAAAAGUCAUGUGCUGGCACUACAUUACUGUUCCAUAUAAAUUUGAUCUGUUUUAAAGCAUUUUAAGAGUUUUCCACAAAUUACACUCAUAGAUAUAGGUUUACAGAAUCGAGCCGUUUUUAGUUAAGCUAAGGCUAACGCAAUAACAGCCUGUCAUGACUAUAAAAUGGCUGACCUGGUGAAUAUGACUGCUUUGUACACAUCACAUACUUGUUUGUUUUACCUAAUUAUAAUUAUAUACCACACGAAAAAAGGU
This is a messenger RNA of Cynoglossus semilaevis (tongue sole), 4008 nucleotides long. Its product is annotated as prostaglandin E2 receptor EP4 subtype-like. NCBI's taxonomy places the organism in Eukaryota, Metazoa, Chordata, Actinopteri, Pleuronectiformes, Cynoglossidae. The record is from RefSeq and is a predicted model, not a curated record. Bases 1287 to 2858 code for a protein of 523 amino acids. The transcript is spliced from 2 exons. Gene Ontology annotation, molecular function: prostaglandin E receptor activity. Gene Ontology annotation, biological process: positive regulation of cytosolic calcium ion concentration; adenylate cyclase-activating G protein-coupled receptor signaling pathway; inflammatory response. Gene Ontology annotation, cellular component: plasma membrane.